AAUUUGAUAUGCAUGAAUUCACAAGAUCCUGAUCCAAUGAACAUUCAUGAUGCAAUUCAAUUUAUUUCAAAUGCUUGGAAUAAUGUUAAUGAAAAUAUGAUAAAAUCAUCUUGGAAAAGAUCAGGAACACUUCCUAAUAAUGAUUUAUUUUUCGAAGAUAAUUUCAAUGACAAUAAUCUGGAAUCAGAUUUAAAUGAAUUAACGAGUGUAAUUGAACAGUUAUCUGGACCUGGUUCAAUUGAGGCAGAUGAAUAUGUUUCCAUUGAUCAACAAGUUGAUUUUGAAGAAGAGAUGUCAAUGGAAAAAAUAGUUAAUAUUAUUAGUGGAAUAGGUUCAAAUGAAAUCAAAGAAAAAUAUUACUGA
Entrophospora sp. SA101 is the source of this 363-nucleotide messenger RNA. The record is from the annotation of a GenBank genome assembly. Lineage: Eukaryota; Fungi; Glomeromycota; Glomeromycetes; Entrophosporales; Entrophosporaceae.